AUGGGAUCAGAUUGCCACCAAGGUUGGACUUUUAAUGAAGGCCACUGCUACAUGUACAACGAAACAAUAUUGAAUUGGUAUCCUGCAAAGACUUGGUGUGAAGAAUUUGCCUCUUACUUGGUGGAAUUGGACAGUCAAGAAGAGUCGGACUGGAUCACAAAUAAAUUUUUGAAAGCCGAUGUUUGUGCCAGCGUUCAGUUCUGUUCAACAUGGUCGGGCGGAAAUGACAUCACAACAGAAGGGGUCUUUAUAUGGGCACAAUCAAACGCACCACUUGUUUAUACAAACUGGGCACCGAAACAACCGGCCAAUGGAAUGAACAUGCGAAGUAAUGGGAAAUGGAAUGAUGCUAAGUGCAGUGAUCAAUUUAAGUUUAUUUGUGAAAAAUCUGCUUGA
Molecule: messenger RNA, 396 nt
Organism: Saccostrea cuccullata (small rock oyster)
Lineage: Eukaryota; Metazoa; Mollusca; Bivalvia; Ostreida; Ostreidae
Product: low affinity immunoglobulin epsilon Fc receptor-like
Exons: 4
Coding region: 1-396 (131 amino acids)
Molecular function (GO): signaling receptor activity
Source: RefSeq, a predicted model, not a curated record